Aspergillus fijiensis CBS 313.89 is the source of this 1110-nucleotide messenger RNA. RefSeq lists its product as uncharacterized. The transcript is spliced from 3 exons. The coding region runs from base 1 to 1110 and encodes 369 amino acids. The record is from RefSeq and is a predicted model, not a curated record. NCBI's taxonomy places the organism in Eukaryota, Fungi, Ascomycota, Eurotiomycetes, Eurotiales, Aspergillaceae.
AUGGGCUGUCUCGAAAUGCAAUUCCCACACUGUGAUACAUCUUCCUCGCCAUCGAAGAUGUUUCAAUCCCGGAUUCCGCUUUUACACCAGGGGUGUGCUAAGUUAGGUGAAAAGCCUCAUGCAUUUAUCCGUUGCCUUUCUGCCACUGACUUGUUGGCCCAAACCAAUACGCCUCGAUCCGAUACUCGAGGAGUCACUACCUCGUCCACCUCGAACUCAAGCGAAACCUCCCAGGCUCGACCUAGAAGGCCUAUUAUCCCGCCAGCUCGCCUGAAUCCCAGAAACACGGGCUCCGAUCGUCCUCUUCCUCGAAGAGUUAUUGAUGCAAGAUCCUUAGCCGCCGGUCGAAGCGGUUCUCAGCCCACCAACAUCAUAAGGGGGCCGAGACUUCGGACUCCUCAGAACUUAACAUCUGCCCGGAGCCGCGGACCGAGACCUCCCACGCAAAAGUCCACAGCCAAAGAUCGGACGCAACGUCGCACACGCAACCCAUCAGAUGUCGAUACGGAUGAGGCGAUCGAUGGACAAGGAAUCGAAGACGUUUUCCGUGAACUUGAAGAGCAAGCAAAGCCCGUCUCCGUUCGUUAUGAUCCAGAGCCCGUCACUUUAGACUCGCUAAGGGAGACGUGGCCAUCUCUGCCCACCGAUGUCGGUGCCCAUACAGCUGGAGUUGCUGAGACACUGUCGUCGAUCAGCGCCCGCUUCGCCCACGGUUAUGUUUCUCCUACAGAAAUGGGCAAGCGGCUUUUCCAAGGCAGAUACGUCCGCUUCUUGGACGAGGAGGAGAAGUCAUUUGCUGUAGCAGAGGCAAGGAGGCUGUCUCAAUUACUUGCGGACAAGCUCUCACAGCGAAAAGGCGAUUUGGUUGAGCCUAUCGAAGUCACUUUCAGCCCAAUUGACGAAAAGGAUCGAAAGACUCUGAUUGAAUUGCUCGUUCAGGGUAAAUACCCAGCGACCUUAAGUGGGCAGUCUGCCCAAUCUCCCGUCCUAGAUCAAAUUGCGACGAAUUUGAAAAACAAUGGGUCAUAUCUCACAGCUGGAAAGGAUACGCAGUUCUUUGCUAAGGUGGAAUCACUUCUGACCUCUGGCCGUCCUACAAGACGUGUUUAA